Messenger RNA from Dermatophagoides pteronyssinus (European house dust mite), 1258 nucleotides. RefSeq lists its product as uncharacterized. The record is from RefSeq and is a predicted model, not a curated record. NCBI's taxonomy places the organism in Eukaryota, Metazoa, Arthropoda, Arachnida, Sarcoptiformes, Pyroglyphidae.
CAACGAUAAUUUAUUUAUUUAUUGAUCCCUAUGAUUGAUGAAGAAUAUGAUGAGAACGAAUCAACGAACUACUGAUUAUGCAUUGACGUCGUAUUGUCAUGAUAGUGUCGAAUCACCGUCACCAGCAUCAGUUAUCGGUGCUGAAUAUUCUCGACAUUUACAACGAAAUUUUUUCCAAAUAAUUAGCCGUAAUUCAAUGCCUUUUCAAAUUGUCAAAUAUGUAUUGCUCAUUCUCAACAUAAUGAUAGUUGCAACAACGGCCAUUGUCACUAUAAUUGUAUGUCUAUUACCAACGAUAAUUUAUGAAAAGAAAUUAGCAUUGGAUAAUGCUAGUGCUUUUCUAAGAACUGGAAAUCUACAACAAUUGAAUUACAAUCGGCGAUCAUUGGAUGAAAAUGAAUUGAUACAAUUAUCUACACAGGAAAUCGAUACGAUCCGUUUGGUUCGAUAUUUCAUCCUUGCAUUAUCAUCAUUAAUUAUACUGAAUCAGACAUUGGCUGUGUAUGGUUUAUUCAAAGAACGAUCUUUUCACAUAUUGAUUAGUACAGUAGUCAUCGGAUUGAUUGGUCAACUAAGCUUGUUUGCAUUACCGGCAAGCAUAUUCAUUUUGAUAACCAUUCAUUUAAUUUUUAGUAUAAGCUAUGUAAUUAUAUUAAAUCAUCUGAAUCAGAUGGCAAGUGAUCCAAAAAUACGUCAACAAGCAACAUCAAGAGCACCAUCAAUAGAACCAUCACAACGAACCUGUUGCUGUCGAUGUAAAUCCUGUCUAUGUACAGUAACGACCAAUCAAUCCGUUGGAUCUACGAUUGUUGACAAUGUACUUGUCAAUCGGAAAGCAUCAUUUCACGCCAAUCAAUUAUCACAACCAUCUUCUUCAUCAUAUCCAAAUAAUCAAGUUCCAUACUAUUAUGGAUCAUUAGGUCGUGGAAAAUCUCGUAAUCCAGAAUCAAGACCCGGUUCGAUUAGUCAAUCUAUAAAUGUGGCCAAAAAUAAUGAAAAUAUUUAUGCACAGCGACCACCUAUUUAUCAUCAUUCACAAACACGUAGCCCAGGAUUACGUCCUAACAAUAAAAGUUCCAAUAUGAAUCUAGUCGAACCUAUUUCAGGUGGUUUCCAAUCACGAAAAGAAAUGACACCCACUCCACCAACAACAAAUUAUUUUGCCUUUGAAAUGUCUAAAGAUACUGAUAUUAUAUAAUGUUGAUUCGAUCCAGUAUCUGAUUCUAAUCUGGGUCCAAUAAAAUUGUUUAAAUCCAUU